AUGAACACCACUGGGCCCGCGAGCAAUCCCGUUGCAUUGAUACGACCAGAACAUAUUAUGCAGCGUAUGUUCAACUGCAAAACCUUUGCACAUCUGCCAAUUCCCAUGACCAACACGGUCUCCACGCUGAGCCAUCAAUCAUGGGACGAUCUACUGCGCUCAUGUUCCGCACCUGCUCUCAAGAACACAGAAGGCGACCUCGGUCGUCUUGGUGGCUCUCAUCUCACCACUGUUCCUACAGAGGGCACGGAUAAGAUGAACUGCCCCAAGAAGAGUCUUUGGACACAAACUGUUAAGACCGCUUCGUUGGAGAGAUGUGAGACGAGCCUGGAAGAACGAUUGCAGUCGAGACCAGUGAUCGCACCAUCAACAAAUUCCGCCCACCAAGAGCUGACCCAGUCGAUCCUUGCGACGCAUAGAUCAAGCUCGGCUGCUGCCAAUCCGAAAGUCGAAGGCAUUAUGCUCAGCUCUGUCGUCCACUUACAGUACACUAUCAAGGUUCCAGGAGACAACGGGAGAGUCUGGACAACCUUACAUGUUAACGUGCCAGCCGAAGUGACAGUGAGGCUGCCUACCAAUCAGCUUCAGACAGUAGUUGGAUAUCUUACCGAGUUUGCGUGGUUCGAAUGCGGAGACCCCAGCAUCCAGAGCGACAGCCAGGCCUUCUUCGAACACUUGCGAAACUCGUCAGUAGCCUUCUUUCCAGGCUAG
Molecule: messenger RNA, 711 nt
Organism: Ascochyta rabiei
Lineage: Eukaryota; Fungi; Ascomycota; Dothideomycetes; Pleosporales; Didymellaceae
Exons: 1
Coding region: 1-711 (236 amino acids)
Source: RefSeq, a predicted model, not a curated record